AUGGAAAAAAUUGUUGUGCAACAGCCAAUGAUGACACCGAUUAUCUUGUUGCUAGUGCUAUCAUUUGUAGUUUCAAUUUUAACACAAUUCUCAGCCGAUGACGAAGAUGGUAUUCUUCAAACACCUCAAAUCACAAUCAAAUAUGGCUAUAGAACGGAAGUUCAUAAAGUGGAAACGUACGACGGAUUCGUUGUGGAAAUGCACCGGCUUACGGCUUCCCCAUCGACCGGUCAAUUUGAUUCCGGUAAACCUCCGGUGUUCAUAAUGCAUGGAUUGUUGGGAUCGUCGGCUGACUGGAUUCUGAUUGGUUCUCAAAAUGCCCUCCCGUAUCUGCUAUCAGACCGUGGAUACGACGUUUGGCUUGGUAAUGCCCGAGGAAAUCGCUACAGUCGAGAGCAUACUUACUUGACAAUUGACAUGAAGGAGUAUUGGGAUUUUUCCUGGCACGAAAUAGGUCUCUAUGACGUUCCGGCGAUGAUUAAUCAUGUCCUGCAGUCCCGUCGAGUUGAACAGUUGCACUACAUAGGACAUUCUCAGGGUACGACAGCGUUCUUCGUAAUGAUGUCGCUGAUGCCAGAGUUCAAUAAGAAAAUUAUUAAACUUCACGCUUUGGCACCUGCUGCGUAUUUGUAUCAUCUGAACAAUCCAGCAAUUCGAUUCCUAACCACGCAUUUACAUACUGCAAUGAAUGUGGUGAACAUUUUAGGAAUUAAUCAAGUCAUGCCAUCUGUACCUAUCUUUAACCACAUGGCCAGCUUAUUCUGCCCAAACAAUAGACAGACGUGCGUCAAAACAAUGUUCCUUCUAUCAGCUGGCGAGUAUCAAGAUCUGGAUCCGAAAAUUAUACCGGUUAUCGUUGGCCACAUUCCAGCCGGGGCGUCCAUCAAGCAAUUCGUUCACUAUGGUCAAAUAGUUCGGUCCGGACGCUUUCGUCAGUUUGACUACGGAUCCGAAAACAAUACCCAAAUGUACCAAUCUCCGGAACCUCCAGAAUACAAUCUUACGUACGUUCGUGCCCCUGUCGCCAUUUACUAUGGAACGCAAGAUCAGCUCACCCAUCCCAUGGAUGUUGGUCGGCUUGCCCGCGAGCUACCUAAUUUAGUUUUGCUGAGACAGCUUACGUUCAAUCAUUUGGACUUUUUGCUUGCAGCUGACGUUAAAGACGUCCUGUAUAGAGAUAUUUUAACCAGCAUCGAGGAGGACAGUUUGUCCCUUAAUGCUACGGUGUAAC
This is a messenger RNA of Topomyia yanbarensis, 1231 nucleotides long. Its product is annotated as lipase 1-like. Gene Ontology annotation, biological process: lipid metabolic process. Gene Ontology annotation, molecular function: hydrolase activity, acting on ester bonds. The record is from RefSeq and is a predicted model, not a curated record. Bases 1 to 1230 code for a protein of 409 amino acids. The transcript has 3 exons. Lineage: Eukaryota; Metazoa; Arthropoda; Insecta; Diptera; Culicidae.